Messenger RNA from Aspergillus oryzae RIB40, 1428 nucleotides. RefSeq lists its product as uncharacterized. Gene Ontology annotation, molecular function: amino acid transmembrane transporter activity. Gene Ontology annotation, cellular component: vacuolar membrane. Gene Ontology annotation, biological process: amino acid transmembrane transport. The transcript is spliced from 7 exons. Bases 1 to 1428 code for a protein of 475 amino acids. The record is from RefSeq and is a predicted model, not a curated record. NCBI's taxonomy places the organism in Eukaryota, Fungi, Ascomycota, Eurotiomycetes, Eurotiales, Aspergillaceae.
AUGGCUCCCUCACCGGAUCAUCAUGGGAGUGCAGUAUUGAGUGAUAUGAACCGGGACGCAGAAUAUGAUCUCAGCGACAAGGACACGGAAAAGCAGCAAGAGGAAAAAGCUCGUCCAGAAUAUCAGGACACCUUUGGCGAUGAAGAAUACGCCGAGGUGAAGUACAAGGUGUUGAGCUGGUGGUAUGUUGUGGCGCUACCUCAGUUGUCAAAAGAUGACAAUUUACUGACCAGCUUCAUACAGGCAAUGUGGUUUUCUGAUGGUCGCGGAAACAGUCUCACUGGGAAUUCUCUCGUUACCCGCCGUGGUUGCUGCCUUAGGCCUUGCCCCUUCAGAUGGCGCUACCCUCACAUUCAAAGCAUGGCCGAUGCUGGCGAGGUCCUUCUCGGCAAGUUCGGCCGCGAGUUCUUGGGAACCGGCCAGCUUCUGCUAGUCAUUUUCAUUAUGGCUAGUCACAUCCUGACCUUUACGGUGGCUAUGAAUUCCAUCACCGACCACGGAACCUGCUCCAUUGUCUUUGGUGUUGUGGGACUAGUCAUCUCAUAUGUCUUAUGUUUACCGCGUACAUCCGCCAAGGUGUCGUAUUUGUCUAUUGCUUCUUUCAUCAGUGUCUUUAGCGCCGUAAUGAUUGUCAUGAUUGCCCUCGGCAUCCAACGCCCGUGGCACGGUGGUGUCCAGGCAACCGUCGAUACUAGCCUGUACAAGGCGUUCCUUGCUGUGUGCAACAUUGUAUUUUCUUUCUCGGGCCAUGUUGCCUUUUUUGGAUUCAUGUCAGAACUCAAAGAUCCGAAAGAUUACCCCAAAUCUCUCUUUCUUCUUCAAGGCAUUGAUGUCAUCCUAUACAUCGUCACGGCUGUCGUUAUUUACUACUACGCUGGCCAGGAUGUGACUUCCCCUGCUUUAGGAUCUGCUAGUCCCGUGGUGCGCAAGGUCGCCUACGGCAUUGCGCUUCCUACUAUUAUCAUCGGUGGAGUAGUCAACGGCCACGUCGCGUGCAAGUACGUCUACGUCCGUCUGUUCCGUGGCAGCGACCGCAUGCACAAGAAGGAUCUAGUGGCCACCGGCUCUUGGGUACUUCUGAUGCUGGGCCUGUGGAUCGUGGCCUGGGUCAUCGCGGAGGCGAUUCCGGUAUUCAAUAAUCUUCUGAGCUUAGUUGUACGUGAUCUCGAUUUCUCUGCACUUCCGCCAAAUAUCCAACUGACAUAUAUACUAGGCCUCUCUCUUCGCGAGCUGGUUCACCUGUACGCUAUACCAACCCACCCCGACCCUCCAUUCCCUGAACAUCAAAUACUAACAAAAGUAAUAGACGGCCUCAGCGCCACAUUCUGGCUCUACCUCAACAAGGACCGCCUCUUCGCAACGCCAAUGAAAAUCUUCCUCACCAUUCUCAAUGUCCUUAUAUUCGCCAUCGCAGGAUGCAUCCGCUAG